CACUUCUCUUCCAUCUCUGUCACCCUUUUCUUCACCGGAAAACUCAUCCAAGCCCUGAAACCAGAAACCUAGAAGCCCCCAAUCCAAUCCAACCCAAUCCAAAAGUUCAUGCACAGCCAAAUGGUAAAGAAGCGAGUCCCGGAAUGGCUCAACAGCUCCCUCUGGUCUUCUCCGCCCUCUUCUCCUCCCGUCGACGACGAUCGCUCUCAGCGCUACACCUCCAAGCCCUCCACUCCCACCGGCGCCGCCGCCACUACUAGCUCCCCCUCCAUCGUCGAGCCUCCGCUUCCUGUCCCGCCUCCCUCUUCCCAGCCUCCGCCGGAGCCUCAACCCGCCGAGGACUUCUCUCGUCAGUCUCAGCUCUUGGCUGAGCUAUCAAAGAAGACUAUAAAUGUUCGUGAGUUGCGAAAAAUCGCGGCGCAGGGUAUACCAGAUGGUGCUGGGAUUCGUUCUACGGUCUGGAAGCUGUUACUUGGAUAUUUACCACCGGAUCGGGCGCUCUGGCCAUCUGAGGUAGCUAAAAAGAGAUCACAGUAUAAGCAAUUUAAGGAUGAGCUCUUGAUGAAUCCUUCAGAAAUCACACGGAAGUUAGAGGAUAACAGCACAAGUUGUGACGGUGAAGAAUCGAAAAGCAAGGGCUUGUUAUCAAGAUCACAUAUAGCUCAUGGGGAGCAUCCACUAAGUCUCGGAAAGUCCAGUGUUUGGAAUCAGUUUUUCCAGGACACGGAGAUUAUAGAACAGAUUGACCGAGACGUAAAGCGGACACAUCCAGAUAUGCACUUUUUCUCAGGUGACACUCAGUUUGCUAAAUCGAAUCAGGAUGCUUUGAAGAACAUCUUGGUUGUAUUUGCAAAGCUAAAUCCCGGUAUUAGAUAUGUUCAAGGGAUGAAUGAACUUUUGGCGCCACUGUACUAUGUCUUCAAAAAUGAUCCUGAUGAGGAAUAUGCGGCCGCAGCUGAAGCAGACACAUUCUUUUGUUUUGUUGAAUUAUUGAGUGGCUUCCGCGAUCAUUUCUGUCAGCAACUUGAUAAUAGUGUUGUGGGAAUCCGUUCGACAAUAACAAGAUUGUCACAACUUUUAAAGGAACAUGAUGAGGAGCUGUGGCGUCAUCUUGAGAUCACUACCAAAGUCAACCCCCAAUUUUAUGCAUUUCGUUGGAUCACUCUUCUCUUGACCCAGGAGUUCAAUUUUGCGGACAGCCUUCACAUUUGGGACACACUUCUAAGUGACUCUGAAGGACCUCAGGAAACCCUUCUCCGAGUAUGUUGUGCAAUGCUGAUUCUCGUUCGGAGGCGCUUAUUAGCAGGCGAUUUUACCUCUAAUCUCAAACUACUACAGCACUAUCCUCCUACAAAUAUUAGCCAUCUGCUCUAUGUUGCCAACAAGUUGCGUGUACAGUUGUCAGGCUAAUCUACAGUUUUACAUUUAUCCUCUCAUUCAUUUUCCUUUUUGAACUUUUCCCAUCAUUUUAGAUUCAAAAUUUUAUAUCUGUAAAAUUGUAAAUUGCUGGAUAUACAUGUUAGAAGACAAAUUGAUGCAGGAAAGUAAAUUGUCUUGGUGGAAUGGCUCAUAUUUUUUUUUUUUUCCAUUUUCCCACUGAUGUUGCAAUCAUUUUAUCCAGUUAUUUUUUUGUCCAACAAUCAUUUUAUCCAUUGAAAACACCUGAUUUCGUUAUAAUGAAGUGUCAUUUUUCUUCUUGAGAACCACUACCAUUUUUGUUUAUACUGAGUAGAAUUUUG
Messenger RNA from Argentina anserina (silverweed cinquefoil), 1739 nucleotides. RefSeq lists its product as uncharacterized. The record is from RefSeq and is a predicted model, not a curated record. The coding region runs from base 109 to 1410 and encodes 433 amino acids. Lineage: Eukaryota; Viridiplantae; Streptophyta; Magnoliopsida; Rosales; Rosaceae. Gene Ontology annotation, biological process: activation of GTPase activity; intracellular protein transport. The transcript is spliced from 9 exons. Gene Ontology annotation, molecular function: GTPase activator activity.